AUGUCUCCAUCCACCACCCCGACCUCCACUCCUCCCAAGCCCGCUGCCGCCACCGCCUCCGAGGCCAGCCCAGACUCUGCUGUUGCCGGCGUGAAGCGCAAGACCUCCGACUCCCCUCCGGACGCCUCCAAAGUCCGCGACGCCAUCUUCGCGAUGAAGCCGCAGCGAGUCGCUCGCCGCAACGCUUCACCUCCCCCCAAGCGUCCGAAGAUCAAGAACGGGGCCGACGCGCGCCACUUCUCCCGGCUUGAGCAGGAAAUCGAAGACGCCAAGGACCGCAAGCGGAUGGAUGAAGAGGACGAGAAGAAGAGGCAGGAGCGGAACAAGAAGUGCCGGGAGCGAUAUGCGCGCAAGAAGGAGGAGGAGAAGCGCGCAGCCACGAAGACGAAGAUUGCGGAGAAGAUGAAUGGAGGAGAGAAGACAAAGGGAGAGGCUGGAAAGAAGAGAGACGAGAAGGUUGGAGAGACGGGAGACGAGAUGAAGGAUGCGGCAUCGCGGAAGCAUUGCAAGCCCAGCUCUCCCAUCCACCGCAGCGACUCACCGUCCAGGCGCAGCUCCAAGUCCCCAUCUCCGGCGCGCAAGGUCCCAGCCCAGAAGCCCGCCUCCAAGACGCAGGCCAUCAUCAAGCGCAAGGUCCCAGCCCAGAACCCCUCCUCCAAGCCGCAGGGCAUCACCAAGCGCAAGGCCACAACCCCGAAACCCUCCUCCAGUGUCCAAAGCAUCGCCAAGCCCUUCAAGAAGACCAUCAACACAAAGCAAACCUGGCUCAAGGUCGGCAAGCCAGGCAUGUCCAGGGAGCUCCUUGCGCGAGGCUUCGACUGGGCGACUCCCGCCUACUGCAAGACCGCCAAAGGAAUCAAUCUCGUCAGCUUUAUCCUCAGAGAUGAUGUCACUCCCCAGCCGAAGGUCCAUGAGAAGCUCCGAGAGGAGAGCUACCUGUCUGUGUCGUGCGAGAACCUGCAGGCCAAAUUGGCGGAACGGAGGAAGGAUCCUGCAGCCUUCCGGAAAGAGCUGGAGGACUACACUGUGCGCCAUUCGUAUGGUGAUGAGGACUGGGUCAAUUACAUGACUUCGGGUACGGACUGUAGGAGGAAGCUCGCAAGGCUCUGUGCGGCCCUCGACUGGCUGGAUGCCGCCAAGGAGCUCGAUAUUGAGUCGGAGAAGUAA
Molecule: messenger RNA, 1167 nt
Organism: Mytilinidion resinicola
Lineage: Eukaryota; Fungi; Ascomycota; Dothideomycetes; Mytilinidiales; Mytilinidiaceae
Exons: 1
Coding region: 1-1167 (388 amino acids)
Source: RefSeq, a predicted model, not a curated record